Oryzias melastigma (Indian medaka) is the source of this 4005-nucleotide messenger RNA. It is a transcript of the gene bmp7b, whose product is annotated as bone morphogenetic protein 7b. Bases 335 to 1612 code for a protein of 425 amino acids. The transcript has 7 exons. NCBI's taxonomy places the organism in Eukaryota, Metazoa, Chordata, Actinopteri, Beloniformes, Adrianichthyidae. Gene Ontology annotation, cellular component: extracellular region. Gene Ontology annotation, biological process: SMAD protein signal transduction. The record is from RefSeq and is a predicted model, not a curated record. Gene Ontology annotation, molecular function: growth factor activity; cytokine activity.
UCCUGCUCCUCCCAGCACUUCAUUUAGCGCCUCCUCACAACUUUCCCAGUCAAACGCGUGUGCUCUCAGUCUCCUCUCUGCAGUUGCAGGCUGCAGCACAGAUGGUGGCUUUUGACCGCAGGUUUUGUGUGAGGACUUCAGUCCACGCGAACGCAAACGUCCCCCUUUGAAUUACGCAUUCAGUAAUCUGUCCGUGGGUGGAUGUGUCAUUUGGACGUCCCUCAACAUGAAGGGUUUUGGAUUCUGAAACACUGACAGGAUUUUUUUUUUUUUUGGCUUCAAGUUUUGAGAGUUUCGGUGGACAGAUCUGGGCGCAAUUACGCACGGACGCACAAUGGCACCGGGUCUGGAUAGACGCGCGCCGGCUCUGCUCUUAGUUUGGAGCUUUUGCGUCCUCGCAGACACAGUUUUUACAAACUUUACGCUCGACAAUGAGUUCCACUCCAGCUUCAUCCACCGCCGGCUGAAGAGCCAGGAGCGCCGGGAGAUGCAGCGGGAGAUCCUGUCCAUCCUCGGGUUGCCGCACCGGCCGCGACCCAACAUCCACGGGAAGCACAACGCCGCCCCGAUGUUCAUGCUGGACUUGUAUAAUGCCAUGUCCACGGGCGGAGACGAGGACAGAUAUUCCUAUCCCUAUAGGCCCUUCUUUACCACCCAGGGCCCUCCUUUAGCCAGCCUGCAAGACAACAACUUCUUAAACGACGCAGACAUGGUUAUGAGCUUCGUGAAUUUAGUGGAACACGAUAAGGAGUUCCUGCCAGUUCGGAGGCAUCAUCGAGAGUUCAGAUUUGAUCUGUCACGUAUCCCAGAGGGUGAGGCAGUCACUGCUGCUGAGUUUCGCAUAUAUAAAGACUUCAUCCAUGAACGUUUUGAUAACGAAACCUUCCGUAUCAGCGUCUACCAAGUGCUGGAGGAGCACUCGGACAGGGAGUCAGACCUUUUUCUGCUGGACUCAAGAGUGAUUUGGGCCGCAGAGGAGGGCUGGUUGGUGUUUGACGUGACGGCCACCAGCAACCACUGGGUCCUGAACCCUGGCAGAAACCUGGGUCUGCAGCUGGUCCUGGAGAGCACAAACGCAGAGAGCAUCAAUCCUCCUUUGGCGGGGCUGAUUGGUCGUAAUGGGCCUCAGAAUAAACAACCCUUCAUGGUGGCCUUCUUCAAAGCCACUGAGGUGCACCUGCGAAGCAUCCGCUCUGCUUCCGGAGGGACCAAACAGCGCAACCGAUCCAAAAACGCAAAGAGCCAAGAGGCUCUCAGAGUGGCCAAUAUUGCAGAAAACAGCAGCGCUGAUCAGAAGCAGGCGUGUAAGAAGCAUGAGCUCUACGUCAGUUUCCGCGACUUGGGGUGGCAGGACUGGAUCAUUGCUCCUGAAGGAUAUGCUGCCUUUUACUGUGAGGGAGAGUGUGCCUUCCCAUUGAACUCCUACAUGAACGCCACAAACCACGCCAUUGUGCAAACCCUUGUUCAUUUCAUUCAUCCAGACACAGUGCCCAAGCCUUGUUGUGCCCCCACACAGCUCCAUGCCAUCUCUGUGCUCUACUUCGACGACAGCUCCAAUGUCAUCCUCAAGAAAUACCGCAACAUGGUGGUCAAAGCUUGCGGCUGCCACUGAACCUCCCAGUAUCUCCUCACUGACAAUUCCCUCUCAGUGACAGACGGAGGGAGCGAGGCUGCUGUCAUUCGAAAUGCUGCAAAAAGAUCACAGAGACAUUCAUGUGGUAAUUUGUGGGUCCAGACUUUAACCGGCUUCCAAAGGGACAUUCACACCCACGUCAGGCAAUAAUGUUUCUGCAGUUUCUUCAGAAGUUCUCAUGUUUUUUUCUAAUUAAUAAAAAAUAGCAGUCAGACUUUAUUACUGUGGAAGCAUAUUGCAUUAAAAAACUAAACAAAAAAACAGGUCAUCUGCGUGCAUUAAAAAAAAAAAAGUGUUUUUUGCUCUAAUUUUUUUAAGAAGUACAAAAGCGAGGAACAACAAACAGGCUGGGCAUUAAACUCAUCUACUCAUGAAAACUAUAGGAGGAUCUGAAAAUAAAAGUUGAAAAGCCACAAUGUUUGUGUGUCACAUAAGUACGUUCUGUUUAUGUGCUCGUCACGAUGUCGUCAGUUUUGUUCUUCUACUAACUUUACUCACAAACAUUAAAGAGCACAACGUUGACGAAGUAUUAGUUAUUUUUAACAAAAUUAACUGUUAAUUUUUGUUUGUGGUGAUGCAGAAAAGAGUUACAGCUGGAGUUUUUGAUAAAGAAAUAGUGUUUUUUUCUAAGCUUUGAGGUUUGUCUUGAUGUUGAUGCUCAUGAAGAUGCAGAGGCAGGCACUAAAAUGCACUAAACAGACCAGACAAACAUUAGCAAUUUCUUUGUAAAUCAUCUAUAAAUAAUCUUAAAAAUAUCCCAAGUACUUAUUGAUAUUAAAACAAACUUAAUAGAAAUCCAUAAUAUUGUUUCUCUUUAUCUUAGAGUGAACUAGUGUGGUUAUUAAUGCAAGUUGUAGACGUGUCCUUAUCUUCUCGCUUUAAAAAAAAUAUAGAAUUGAAAAAACAGACAAAACAAAAUCUUAAAACAGAAAAUUUGUAUCAAAAAGUUAGAAAAAUAUGAUGAAACAAAAAAAAAUAUUUAAAAGUUGGAGAAAAAAAAUCUCAAAUACCCCCCAAAAAUUGUAUAUCAAAAAUAUGUUUUGUUUUUUUUUAAUCUCGAAAAGCAGACAAAGUAACCACAACCACAACGUGAACAUCCUGGUCAACCAUGAACUUUGCUGUUUGGUGGCCAACAAUGUCAUCAGGAUUGACUCAAACAAAAAUAAAUGGUUUAUACUGUUUGAUAUUUAAUACUGUCUGUAAGGUUCAUGGAUAACUUAAGUAGGAAUAAGGAAACAGACUGGUGAUAUUGUGACAAUCACAGAACUGACUUGUCGUUACAAUUAACUAUGAAAUUGCGCAAAUUGGGCUUGUGAUAAUAAUUUAGUUUAAUGGAAACACCACAAAACUUAAAUGCACAGUUGAGCGUGUCAUGCGGAAAUGUUGGAUCCACAGCUCCUCUGUAAAAUCACCAACCAAGACGUCCCAAAUUGCUUCAUCCGUAUCCCCUCCCAGGAAGCUUGACGCUCCAUAACCUGAAUAAGACGGCUGCGUCUCAUUUGGUAGAUGAUGAGCGCUUGUGCUGUGGAAGAAAUUGGAAUUUAUCUUGUGCUAUCCAACAGAGAAAAAAGAUCCAACUGCUUACUUUUAAGGUUUAUUUUGAUAAAGUUUUGCGCAUUUAUGUUAUGAAAAUGCAGCUAUUGUGGCUUAAUAGCAUCUUAUAGUUUUCAUGAGCAGAUAAGGUUAAUUCUCAGCCUGUUUGUAGUUCUUAAAAAAAUAGGAAAAAAACACAGGAAAAGUAACAAUGUAUUUUUAAUACAUGAAAAAUUUUGAACGAAGAUUUUUUUAAUGAAUGCAAUACACUUCCAUAAACUGCAGACCAAAAAAAUAUAUUUAAAAAUUGGUGUUAGAGUACACUCCCUACACUCACAUUCUUUGUGCUUUCUACUGUGUAUGCAUUUCCAGCAGUGACUGUACUGUAUAGUCAAUCAAAUGAAACAGUAAUUUUAUUAUUUUUUAUAAUACUUUAGUAUGUUAUGUAUAUAAAAGCAGAAAGGUGCGGAGGGUUUUGUAGUUUCUGUACGAUAGUGUGUAAAUAUUUUUUUUUUUAAACAAAGCAACUGUAUUUAUUUCCUGGUUCGUCACCCGGAUGUGUGUUUUUCCCGAUAUAUGAUGCUGCUUGAAUUCUUUCUCAAACGGACACAAACAAUGGAAGUCAAAUGAAAAGAGGCUGGCAAAGAUCUCAGCAUCUUCAGGUUUGUUCUUCUCUGCUGUAAUGUAAUCUGACAUAUUUAAAAAAUAAAUAAAUAAAUAUGGGUUUAUUUAUUGGGAGCCAGCAGCAUUGUUCCACAGCUGGCUCCAAUGGUUAUUCUAUGUUUAACUGCUGAACUGAUGAAGCAAUAAACUUGGGAGGAAAACCACUUUAAGAUUUA